AUGGCGAUCCUAGCGCCGCGUCCCACGCUCCUCGUCCUCCGCGGAGGAGCCUUCCUGCUCGCGGCGCUGCUGCUGCUGCUCUCGUCCGCGCACCUCCCCCUCCGCGUGCGCGCGCAGGGGGAGUGCUCCGCCACGGUUCUUUGCCCCAACAACCUCUGCUGCAGCAAGUGGAACUUUUGUGGCUCCACCGUUGAUCACUGCGGCGCUGGCUGCCUCUCCCAGUGCUCCCCGCCUCCCUUAACCGCCUCCCCUCCGCCCCCAACCGCCUCUCCUCCGCCCCCGACCGCCUCCCCUCCGCCCUCAACGGUGCCGCUGAAGCGCAUGGCGUAUUUUGUCAACUGGGCGAACAUGGAUCCAUCCCUCAUCCCUGCUGCCAACCUCACGCAUGUCUUCUACGCCUUUGCUUCCAUCAACCCCACCACUUACAAGGUCGUCCCCAACACAGCAGUGGACGUCACUGGAGGCCUCUAUCAGCGCUUCAACACUACUCUUAAAACUCUCAACCCUGCCAUUAAAACCCUUCUCUCCAUUGGGGGCGCCUCGGCUAACACCACCGUUUUCGGCAACGUCGCCUCCUCUGCCGCCACCCGCUCUGCUUUCAUCCAAUCCGCAAUCGCCCUCGCCCGCACGUACUUCUUUGACGGUCUGGAUGUCGACUGGGAGUACCCGGUUGGCAAGGCAGCUCUUUUCUCGGCACUGGUCACGGAUUUCCGGGCGGCGAUCGAAUCCGAAGCCGUUUCGUCUGGGAAACCUAAGCUCCUGCUUACUGCGGCGGUUGCUCCCGACGAGGCGAGAAUCAUUCAAUCCUACAACGUGACGACGGUUAACAAGAUGCUGGACUUUGUUAAUGUUAUGACUUACGAUUUGCACGGGUCGUGGGAGGCAAAGACCGGCAUGCACACUGCUCUGCAGGACCUGAGCUCGAAGCUGAGCGUCAAUGCUUCCAUGGAUGCCUGGGUGUCUCGAGGCUUGGCCCGAAGCAAGGCCAUGGAGGCCGGUGUCCUUUUCUACAAGGAGAUCUAUCAGCUGGUAACCACUGGUGGUUACACGGCUACAUCCCACACCCCAUCCUCAUGCAUGUAUGCGUGGAAGGGUAACCAGUGGGUUGGUUAUGACAACCCUUCCACCAUCACCAAGAAGGUCCAGUUUGCCAAGACGCAAGGCUAUGGAGGGUGGUUCGUCUGGGCACUGAGCCAGGAUGUUAACAAUGCUCUGCUCAACGCUGCAAUAGCUGCAUGA
Molecule: messenger RNA, 1239 nt
Organism: Closterium sp. Naga37s-1
Lineage: Eukaryota; Viridiplantae; Streptophyta; Zygnematophyceae; Desmidiales; Closteriaceae
Source: the annotation of a GenBank genome assembly